Molecule: messenger RNA, 414 nt
Organism: Naegleria fowleri
Lineage: Eukaryota; Heterolobosea; Eutetramitea; Acrasida; Naegleriidae
Exons: 1
Coding region: 1-414 (137 amino acids)
Source: RefSeq, a predicted model, not a curated record
AUGUUUCAUCUUUGUCAUCUUCCAACAAAGCCAUUGAAUGGAUUGCUGAAUAUGAACCAAGAUUCAAAAGAACAUGGUGAGACAUUUCACACUUCCAAUUCGAAUGUGGAUGAGAAUGACAGCAAUAAUAACAUGAUUCAGGUCAUUAUUACCAUUCAGCCAUCUCUUGAUGCCAUUCUCGUCAAUCAAGAACUCGAAGAAGCUCAUCUCAUUGCCAAUGAAUUGAAUUCCAAACUCACAGAAUGGUUUUCCAAACAAGCACAACCAUGGAACAACAACCAGAAGGAAAAUAAUCCUUCAAUGAUUUCUAGAAUUCGAGUCUCUUCAAAGGAUAAACUAGAAAUGAGUUUCUCUCCACUCGUGGCUCAUCAUGGGGGUGAAAUAUUGAAAGAAAACAUGACUAUCAAUGGAUGA